AUGAUUGUAUGCCUAGGAUCAUUCACCGUGACAUCAAAUCAUCAAAUAUACUUCUUGAUGAAACUUUUGGAAGCACAUUUAUCGCAUUUUGGGAUUGCUAAGAGCAUACCAGCCAGCAAAACUCAUGCUGCAACUUACGAUUUCGGGACAAUUGGUUAUAUAGACCCAGAGUAUGCUCGUACGCGUCUCUAUGAGAAAUCUGAUAUCUACAGCUUUGGGAUUGUUCUUCUUGAGCUUCUUACCUGGAAGAAAGCAGUGGACAACGAAGCUAACUUGCAUCAACUGAUAUUGUCAAAGACUGAUGAUAAUACUGUGAUGGAAGCGGUUGAUCCAGGGGUUACUAUGACUUGUGUGGACUUAGGACAUAUCAGGAAGACAUUUUAA
Molecule: messenger RNA, 384 nt
Organism: Arabis nemorensis
Lineage: Eukaryota; Viridiplantae; Streptophyta; Magnoliopsida; Brassicales; Brassicaceae
Source: the annotation of a GenBank genome assembly